AUGUCAUCUAGUUCAACAAGUACAGCAGCAGAUGUGGAUGCAUCAAGUAGUUCACUGUCGGCAUCGGCUAUUGCGAUAUUUAAGGAACAAAAGAUGGUGUCCAAACAGAUUGAGAAGCAGCUGAAACAGGAUAAGAAGCGUCUGGAUCAGGAGUUGAAGUUGUUGCUACUGGGCACAGGUGACUCUGGCAAGAGUACCAUCGUCAAACAGAUGAGAAUCCUGCAUCUGGAUGGCUACACACAAGAGGAUCGCAUCAAUCAUAAAUCAUUAAUAUAUCGCAAUGUUGUCGAAGUCCUUUGCGCACUGAUCGAGGGGUGUCAAGUACUUGGACACACCAUCCAGCCAACAUAUAGUGAUCUUUGUGAUAAGAUCCUGGACAUAAUGGAAGAGAGGAAAUAUCAGAAAUUGGAAAGAUCAUUGUUGUUGGAGAUGGUGGCCUUGAGCAAGGAUGAGGCCAUCCGCAAGGCCUUGGUGUCAAGUGGCUCAAACUUCCAAGUUCAUUCAUCAGCCGAGUACUUCCUCAAUAGCAUCGAGCGUAUAUCAGAGGCAGAAUAUAUACCAACUGAUCAAGAUAUAUUAUGGACACGUGUAUCAACUACAGCUGUGACAGAGACUAGUUUCAGCUCAAAGGGGAUGCACUUUAGGAUGAUUGAUGUUGGUGGCCAACGAGGCCAUCGCGAUAAGUGGAUUCAUCACUUUAGUGAUGUGACCUCUAUCUUCUUUGUAGUGUCGUUAUCUGAGUAUGACCAGGUGCUGGAGGAGGACACCACCACCAACCGCAUGCUCGAGUCGAUGAAGGUGUUUACCAAUGUCAUCAAUGGCAAGUGGUUCAAGGAUGUGCCCGUGCUGCUCUUUCUCAACAAGCGCGACUUAUUCAUGGAGAAGAUCAAACGAGUCAAUCUCAAUGUCUGUUUCGAGGAGUAUGAUGGCUCCAACAACUACGAAGAGGCCUUGGCCUACAUCAAGAGGAGGUUCCUUGCCUGCAACAAGAUCAAAGGAAAGCUUGUAUAUACUCAUGUCACAACUGCAACCGACACCAACAAUAUUAGAGCAGUGUUUGAUGCAGUCAAGGACAUCCUGACGCGCCAGACCAUGGAAGAGCUUUGA
This is a messenger RNA of Acytostelium subglobosum LB1, 1107 nucleotides long. RefSeq lists its product as hypothetical. Gene Ontology annotation, biological process: adenylate cyclase-modulating G protein-coupled receptor signaling pathway. Gene Ontology annotation, cellular component: heterotrimeric G-protein complex. Lineage: Eukaryota; Evosea; Eumycetozoa; Acytosteliales; Acytosteliaceae. The transcript has 4 exons. The coding region runs from base 1 to 1107 and encodes 368 amino acids. The record is from RefSeq and is a predicted model, not a curated record. Gene Ontology annotation, molecular function: G protein-coupled receptor binding; GTP binding; G-protein beta/gamma-subunit complex binding.